This is a messenger RNA of Anolis carolinensis (green anole), 2943 nucleotides long. RefSeq names its product methyltransferase 14, N6-adenosine-methyltransferase subunit (gene mettl14). The record is from RefSeq and is a predicted model, not a curated record. Bases 61 to 1431 code for a protein of 456 amino acids. NCBI's taxonomy places the organism in Eukaryota, Metazoa, Chordata, Lepidosauria, Squamata, Anolidae. Gene Ontology annotation, cellular component: RNA N6-methyladenosine methyltransferase complex; nucleus. The transcript is spliced from 11 exons. Gene Ontology annotation, molecular function: mRNA binding.
CGUCUCAACUGUGCGUCAGUAAGGCGCCCAUUUCUGAACCCGCGCGUCCGUCGGUUGAGGAUGAAUAGCCGGCUGCAGGAGAUCCGGGAGAGGCAGAAAUUGCGGCGGCAGCUCCUGGCCCAGCAGUUGGGGGCCGAAAGCGCCGAUAGUAUUGGUGCAGUGUUGAAUAGCAAAGAUGAACAGAGGGAGAUUGCUGAAACAAGAGAAACUUCCAGGGCUGCUUAUGACACAUCUGCAUCAAAUGCCAAACGCAAAUACCCAGAUGAGGGAGAAGCAGACGAAGAGGAAAUAGAAGAAUAUAAGGAUGAAGUAGAGCUGCAGCAAGAUGAAGAGAACUUGCCAUAUGAGGAAGAAAUUUACAAGGACUCCAGUACUUUCCUUAAGGGAACCCAAAGCUUAAAUCCUCACAAUGAUUAUUGCCAGCACUUUGUGGAUACUGGGCACAGACCUCAGAACUUCAUCAGAGAUGUGGGCUUGGCAGAUAGAUUUGAAGAAUAUCCGAAGCUUCGGGAGCUCAUUAGGUUGAAGGAUGAGCUAAUAUCUAAAUCCAACACGCCUCCAAUGUAUCUGCAAGCUGACUUGGAAGCUUUUGAUCUUCGUGAACUCAAGUUCAAGUUUGAUGUUAUUCUUAUGGAGCCACCUUUAGAAGAAUACUACAGGGAGACUGGUAUUACAGCUAAUGAGAAAUGCUGGACUUGGGAUGAUAUUAUGAAGCUAGACAUUGAAGAACUUGCUGCUCCACGAUCAUUUGUCUUUCUGUGGUGUGGUUCUGGGGAGGGUCUAGAUCUUGGCAGAGUGUGUUUGCGCAAAUGGGGCUAUCGAAGAUGUGAGGAUAUCUGUUGGAUUAAAACCAAUAAAAACAACCCUGGGAAAACCAAAACUCUGGACCCUAAGGCUGUCUUUCAAAGAACAAAGGAACACUGCCUUAUGGGUAUUAAAGGAACAGUCCGCCGUAGUACAGAUGGAGACUUCAUCCAUGCAAAUGUUGACAUUGACUUAAUUAUCACGGAAGAGCCAGAAAUUGGCAAUAUAGAGAAACCAGUGGAAAUCUUUCACAUCAUUGAACAUUUUUGUCUUGGGAGAAGACGGCUUCAUCUCUUUGGAAGGGACAGCACAAUCCGACCAGGCUGGCUAACAGUGGGACCCACAUUGACCAACAGUAACUUCAAUGCAGAAACAUACACUUCUUAUUUCACAGCUCCAAAUUCCCACCUCACUGGCUGUACAGAAGAGAUUGAGAGACUCCGGCCUAAAUCACCGCCACCCAAAGACCGGGGAGGUGGUGCUCCAAGGGGCGGAGGAAGAGGUGGAACUUCAGCUGGCCGAGGAGAAAGGGGAAGGGAGAGAAAUCGAACUAAUUUCCGGGGGGAAAGGGGUGGAUUCCGGGGUGGACGGGGUGGUGCCCACCGGGGAGGCUUUCCUCCUCGCUGAAUGCAUUCCACUUUUAAUGUUGUCCUGCCUUAAUACUACCAAUUAUCUGUAUUUUGAAACUAUUAUUUCCAAAUUAUUUUUUAAAUAUUCAUGCUAUGCAUGCACCCCAUUGCAGUCCUUUCACAUUCCACAGUUAUAUUCUUUGAUUCUGUUUUCGCAAUCAUAAUCCCUUUUAUGAAAACUCAGGAUUUGCAGUUUAGUAUUCUUAGCCGUUCAUGCAUCUCCACAAACUAUAAAUCCCAAGAUUGCAUAGGAUGCAACCAUGCCUAUUAAAGUGGAACCAUAGUACUAUAAUUGUGUAAUGUGAAAGAGUCCCUAGACAUGACACAGCAUUCUAUUUGAGGAGCAGUAUUCAGAACUUCUCAUUUGGUCUCAAUUUUUUUUCCUUUUAAAAACUCAGUUUUGAUCAUAGUAGCUAACCACUGAACAGAGUUAAUCAUUUGCCCAACAGACAAGCCUUCCUGAUCUGGCACACUUCAGGUUUAUUGGACUAUAACUUUAACCUUUGGCUGUAUUGGAUGGAGAUUGUUGUAGUUGGAAGGUGUGAGAUAGGAAAUGGAUUGCAUUUUAAAUAUCUUUAAUGAUUUGUGUAAAAUAUUGUGGUUUAAAAAAAAGCUGGUUAAUGAUACAUGGAAAGCAAAGAACAAGAUUGUUAUGAGUAUUUUUAUAUCAUAUGUCUGUAUAACAACACAUAGUCUGCCUAGUGUUAAAUCCAAUGUUACACCCAACUGGAGCAAACUCAACAAAAUGAAAGAGAUUAGUUCGUCCCCCCACUAUAUAAAUCCCGCUAUAUAUAAUAGGAACUGUUGCAGAAUUUGCCAUGAAUGAGGAAUCCAUAGUCAGAUCUUUUUUGAGUGUAAAUUCUUUUCCACCUUUAGAAGGGAGAUUUUGACAAAUCCUGUGGAUCCCUCCCAGAGUCUGCAGGUUUGUAACUUAACUUUGGAUAAAAUACUGCUUGUAAAAGCAAGCCUGUUCAUUAUUAUCAUAGUGAAAUGCUAUUUUCCCAUGUAAAUAUCAAUAGGAAGAAGAGUGAGGUUUUUUUGGCCCAGAUAAUAUUCCUGUAGAGAGUUGGUGUCAUUGAUUAUUUGUUUCCAAUAGAUAACCAUUGGGUGUUGUAAGAAUUAAGUUUAAGGUCAAAAUCUUUUCCUUGAAAACAAACUUUUAAAUGUCUUUUAAAGUGAAAACAAUGGAAUUUAUUUUACUGUUUUGAUAAAUAUCAUUUUACUGGAGAUGUGCUUUUGUUUUAAUUCAGAAAGAGAAAUAUUUUCUUAAGGUUCUUGGUUUUUACUUUCCAACUUCUGCUUUAAAUGUUUCUAGUUUUGCUGUAAGAACUCGAUUACUAUUUGUACAUCAUUAGUGUUUUUGGUUCUGUGUUGAUGACAGUACAGUAAAAGGAGAUUGGUGAGCGUUUUACUUGUGAUUAAGCUCUUUGAAAUUCUCAUGAUUUCCAAUUAGUAUACUAAUUAUAUGUAAUUUUUAGAACAGUUUUUAUUAAAAACAAAAAAAUCAGAA